Molecule: messenger RNA, 2361 nt
Organism: Musca domestica (house fly)
Lineage: Eukaryota; Metazoa; Arthropoda; Insecta; Diptera; Muscidae
Product: actin-related protein 2/3 complex subunit 2
Exons: 8
Coding region: 804-1709 (301 amino acids)
Biological process (GO): Arp2/3 complex-mediated actin nucleation; actin filament polymerization
Cellular component (GO): actin cytoskeleton; Arp2/3 protein complex
Molecular function (GO): structural constituent of cytoskeleton; actin filament binding
Source: RefSeq, a predicted model, not a curated record
AACUUAUAGACCCCUUAUUGUGACAAUUUUCUCGGUGAUAUUUGUGGGAAGAUUUUUUUAGAAGGAAUUGUCAAAUUUACUGUACAAAAAAAUAAUUGAAAAUCAAAAUUUACAUUAAAGGAAUUGGAAUUAGUUCUUUGGCUUUGGCUAACAAGAAACGAAGGUGUUUGAAACAUUGACGGGAGCGAGCAGCAGAAGAUUUGGAAAAAAAGAAAAAAAAGUGCGUCUUUGUAUAAGUGUGUGCGUGUAAAUGUGAAUGACAAGAAGAGGUCCGAUAUCGGUGUGUGCAAAAGUGCUGGAAUUUCAAUUUAAGGCAAAAAGCCGACAUCAGCAGCAGCAGAAGAAGCAUUGAAGAGGUGUAUAAAAUCACAAGACAGACAAACCUAAAAAAACUAUAUUAACAAAAAGGAAGAAAAUACAACAAAUACAUGCUUGGCGUUGGUGGCUGCUACAACACUUGCCAGUGAAUGUUGCUAAUGUUGAUUCAUUAAUUUCGCCCCAUCAUAAUUUCUUUUGGUGACAACAAAAAAAAAAACGUAAUACAUCUGAGUAACUCAAAGAGGGCGGGGUGUUGUUUUUUAUAUUGUAAAAAGAACGAAAAAAAUAGUCAAGGAGGACCAGUUGACAGGAGAGAGAUUUAUUCCUUUUUGUGUUUAUCAAUCGUCAUCACACUGCUGCUGCCCAGCCCGCUGUCUCCAAACAUAAGCCGGCCAGCAUUAUUUAUUAUUGCCUUUUUUGAGAAAACAGAAAAUUUCAAUAUUUUCCUUGGUGGCUAUUUUUUGAAGUGAAAUAAUAAAAAAGCUAUGAUUUUGUUGGAAAUCAAUAAUCGUAUCGUCGAGGAGACGUUAUUGGUGAAGUUCCGUAAUGCCUUGGCCGGAUUAAAACCAGAAUCAAUAGACAUUAAAAUAGCAGACUUUGAUGGUGUGUUAUUUCACAUAUCCAACAUAAAUGGUGAUAAGACAAAAGUUCGAACAAGCAUUUCUUUAAAAUUCUAUCAACAAUUACAAGAACAUGGUGCCGAUGAAUUGCUCAAGCGUGAAUAUGGCAGUCUGUUAACUGAAACGGAAGAUGGCUACAAUGUAUCCGUACUUAUUAAUUUAGAAGAUAUACCCUCAGACUGGGAAGAUGUUGCCAAAAAGAUUGGCUUGCUGAAGCGUAAUUGUUUUGCGUCCGUUUUCGAAAAGUAUUUCGAUUUCCAAGAACAAGGUGAAGAGGGCCAAAAACGUGCUGUUAUCAAUUAUAGAAACGAUGAGACUUUGUAUGUUGAGGCCAAAGCGGAUCGUGUUACUGUUGUUUUUAGUACCAUUUUCCGUGAUGAAGAUGAUGUUGUUAUAGGUAAAGUUUUUAUGCAAGAAUUGCGUGAAGGUCGUCGUGCAUCGCAUACUGCACCACAAGUGCUCUUUUCCCAUCGUGAACCACCAUUAGAAUUGGCCAACACGGAGGCUAAAGUUGGCGAUAAUAUUGGUUAUGUUACAUUUGUGCUCUUUCCACGUCAUACUAAUAAGGAAACUAGAGAUAAUACCAUUAAUUUAAUACACAUGUUCCGAGAUUAUUUGCAUUACCACAUUAAGUGUUCAAAGGCUUACAUUCACUCAAGAAUGCGUGCAAAAACUUCCGAUUUCUUAAAGGUCCUCAAUCGUGCAAGACCCGAACACAAGUCCCUAGAAAAGAAGACCAUAACGGGGAGAACAUUUAUACGCAAAGAAUGAUUUAUGGACAAUGUCUAGUUGUUUUUUUUAUUAAUGUAUUAAUUUUUGUAUUAUUAAACGAAAUAAAUAUAUAAAUGGAACAUGCGAAAAUAAUAAUAAUAACAAUAAAGUGAAAAAGAGAAUAACAGUUACAAUUAACAUUUCCAAAAAUUACAAAAAAAAAAAACAAAAAUAAAUAAACAAUUCAACAUCAUCGCCAUGAGAAUUCUCAUUUUGAUAGUAACAAUAAAAAAUAACAACAACAAAUUGUUUAACAAAAAUUAACAAAAAAGAAGGAAAACACAACAACCAUACAACGCCAAUAUCUUUGUCGCAACCAAAUUUAAGGUAUUCCAAAAGUUAAAACUUUGUCUUAUAAAAAUUAAAAAAAAAACUCCCCAAAAAUAUGGAAUCAUGAACACGAAAAACCCAAAACACACACACAUAUAUACAUACGGAACUAUGAACUAAUAACAAUUAUUAUUAAUAAUAAUGUGGUUUAACCCUUAAGAAUGAAAAAAAAAACAAAAACAAAAAAUUGUAAUAAAAAUAGAAGUUUUAAGUUUUUUUUAAUGUAUUAUUUUUUAUUAUUUGUGAAAAAUCAAACAAAACCUAAACACAUAAGCUAAAACUAAAAAUAAUAAAAAACAGUAAAAAUUUGUUAACAAAAAAA